Molecule: messenger RNA, 1216 nt
Organism: Vespula vulgaris
Lineage: Eukaryota; Metazoa; Arthropoda; Insecta; Hymenoptera; Vespidae
Gene: CPR11
Product: histidine-rich glycoprotein-like
Exons: 6
Coding region: 294-1163 (289 amino acids)
Cellular component (GO): extracellular matrix
Source: RefSeq, a predicted model, not a curated record
GUUUGGAAUUUUCUUUAUAAAUGAAGUCGCGGUAUAUACCAGCUCGUGUCUGGCGAUGACGAAAAUUGAGAUCGUAACGGUGCUUUUAGUGGAAUUAGUAUCAUUCGAACGACUAGUACGAGAGACCAGGCCCGCCUCUUCUUACUUGUGUGUGCACCACCGAAACCGAUCGCAGGGUAUAACAAACGAAUUAGUGGUUUAUAGUGGAACAGUCAGUUCGGGUCGCUAUAAAACGAACACGCUUCUCGUUCUGGAGAAACAGUUCAUCGUCGAUUUUCGUGAGUGAAGUACUCAUGGACUUUACCAAACUAAAGAUGUCGAUGCUGUGCUUGUGUCUUUUAUUCGCAGUAGUCGCGGCUGUUCCGAAGGUUCAUCACGAUGACGACGGGGAGAAGGGAGGAGAUCAUGGCGAUUCCCAUGGACAUGCCCAUUCGUAUCAACAUUUUAUCGGACCGGUAGUGGGUCAUCACGAUGAGAUAACGUGGAAGGACAAGCAUGGUGAUCAUUACCAUGAUUAUAGAGCUCAUCCAAAAUACAAAUUCUCUUAUGGAGUUGUAGAUCAUCAUACGAAGGAUCAUCAUGAUCAGAGCGAGCAUAGGGAUGGAAAGAAAGUGGAAGGAGAAUACCAACUACACGAACCCGGCGGUAACGUUAGAGUUGUCAAGUAUCAUUCUGAUCCUCAUGGUGGAUUCUUUGCUGAAGUUCACAAUCAUGGUGGAAACGAUCAUUCCGGUGGUACUUAUGGUGGACACAAACACCGAUUUCUUGGCAUUCUUGCCUUUGUUGGGAUCAGCAAUGCUUUUCCCGGACACGCACAUAGUUUCGUACAUUUCUAUGGACCCGUAAAAGGACCUGGUCAAGAAGUUAUAUCUCAUGGUAAACACGGCCAUCAUAUAGAUUAUGUUGCUCAUCCGAAAUACGAGUUCUCUUAUGGCAUUGAGGAUCAUCAUACUGCGGAUUAUCACGGACAGAAAGAACACAGAGACGGUAAAGACGUAAUCGGCGAAUAUACGAUCAAAGAACCAGGUGGUAAUACGAGAAUCGUUAAGUAUCAUUCUGAUCCUCACGGAGGAUUUUUCGCUCAUGUUCACAACACUGGUGGCAAUAAUCACGAAGGUGGUACUUAUGGUGGUCAUGGUCAUGAACACGGUUACGGAUAUUAACGUCAGUAAUAAUAUUAACCAAGUUAAAAAAAGUAAAAGAACGGAAUAUGAUA